Messenger RNA from Arachis ipaensis, 2417 nucleotides. RefSeq names its product Pentatricopeptide repeat (PPR) superfamily protein. The record is from RefSeq and is a predicted model, not a curated record. NCBI's taxonomy places the organism in Eukaryota, Viridiplantae, Streptophyta, Magnoliopsida, Fabales, Fabaceae. Gene Ontology annotation, molecular function: protein binding.
AGAGCUUGUCUUUCACAAAUGAUUGACAUCAUAACACUCAAAAUCCAAUGUCAAAGGCCAUCCUCGCUCGAAUCACACCACGUAACCGCCCCAAAGCCACCACCUUUACGCCGACCCGCUUCAGUCCCUGCAUCCACAACCUCGUUAUUGACGCUGUUCGAAUACUGGCAACCCACGCCCAAUGGCAGGACUCCCUCGAGUCUCGCUUUGCAGAAUCCGAGGUUCUAGUUUCGGACGUUGCCCAUUUCGUUCUAGACCGAAUACACGACCCCGAACUGGGUUUGAAGUUCUUCGACUGGGCUAACUCGAGACCCUUUUCUUGUUCCCUCGAUGGCUUUGCUUAUUCCUCUCUUCUUAAGCUCCUGGCAAGAUUCAGAGUGUUCUCCGAGAUCGAGCUGGUUCUGGACAGCAUGAAAGUUGGGAACUUGAAGCCUACCCAUGAAGCUUUGAACUCUCUGAUUCGAGCCUACGGAGAUUCUGGGAUGGUUGAUGCUGCCCUACGGUUAUUCUAUACAGUGCGGGAAAUGCAUGGUUGUUUUCCCAGUGUUGUCGCUUCUAAUUCGUUGCUGAAUUGUUUGGUCAAAAGGGGGAACGUUGAGGUUGCAAGGAAGCUGUAUGAUGAAAUGCUUGUGACAGAUGGUGGCACUGGUAAGGUUGUGGAUAACUAUAGCACCGGGAUAGUGGUUAAGGGUCUAUGCGGCUUUGGGAAGGUUGAGGAAGGUAGAAGGUUGAUUGUAGAUAGAUGGGGGAAGGGUUGUGUGCCCCAUGUUGUGUUCUACAAUAUGAUUAUUGAUGGGUAUUGCAAGAAGGGUGAUCUCCAAGGUGCAACUAGAGUUUUCAAGGAACUGAAAUUGAAAGGAUUUUUGCCAACGUUAGAAACUUAUGGUGCUAUAAUUAACAGUUUAUGCAAGGAAGGGGAUUUCGUGACAAUUGAUCAACUUAUGAAAGAAAUGGCUGAGAGGGGAUUGAGUGUGAAUAUUCAAGUGUAUAAUAAUAUUAUUGAUGCUCAAUACAAGCACGGUCUGGUGCAAGAUGAACUUUUAGAGAGGGCAAUAGAAAGGGGAUUAAUGCCUAACAAGUUUAGUUAUACGCCUCUUAUGCAUGCUUAUUGCAGAAAAGGGGAUUAUGUUAAGGCAUCAAAUAUGCUUUUUAAGAUUGCCGAAACAGGAGAAAAACCAGAUGUGGUUUCGUAUGGAGCUUUUAUCCAUGGAGCCGUUGCUGCUGGGGAAAUUGAUGUUGCACUAAUGGUACGGGUUAAGAUGAUGGAAAGGGGAGUAAUUGCUGAUGCCCAAAUUUACAAUGUCCUGAUGAGUGGCCUCUGCAAGAAAGGGAAUUUUCCGGCUGCCAAAUUGCUACUUUCAGAAAUGCUUGACCGAAAUGUUCAACCAGAUGCAUAUGUUUAUGCCACCUUGGUAGAUGGAUUAAUUAGGAAUGGUGAACUUGAUGAGGCAAGAAAGCUUUUUGAAGUCAUAAUUGCAAAGGGUAUAGACCCUGGUAUUGUUGGGUACAAUGCCAUGAUUAAAGGUUUUUGUAAAUUCGGAAAGAUGGCAGAUGCUCUGUCAUGCUUGAAAAGGAUGAAAAAUGCACGUCAUGCUCCAGAUGAAUACACUUAUUCCACGUUUAUAGAUGGGUAUGUGAAGCAGCAUGACUUGCAAAGUGCACUCAAGAUGUUUGGGCAGAUGGUGAAACAGAACCUCAAGCCAAAUGUGGUCACCUACACGUCCUUGGUCAAUGGAUUCUGCAAUAUAGCAGAUUUGGGCAGAGCUGAAAAAGCUUUUGCAGGGAUGCAAUCUUUCAAUUUGCAGCCUAAUGUUGUCACAUACACUAUACUUAUAGGGGGAUUCUGCAAGACCGCUAAACUUGAAAAGGCAGCAACAUUUUUUGAACUUAUGCUGACAAAUAGUUGUCUCCCAAAUGACACUACGUUCCAUUAUCUGAUAAAUGGUUUGACAAAUAAUACAAACUCACUGGUUCUUGUUGAGAAAAAUGAGUCUGACAAAGAUUGCAGAACCUUGUUAUUGGAUUUCUUUGCAGUGAUGAUAUCGGAUGGAUGGAGCCCUGUGAUUGCUGCUUAUGAUUCCAUUAUUAUUUGUCUUUGUAAGCAUGGAAUGUUUGACACUGCUCAGUUGUUGCAAACAAAGAUGCAGAGUAAGGGGUUUCUUAUGGAUCCUGUAUGUUUCAGCGCUCUGCUACAUGGGUUAUGCCAGAAAGGUAAAACAAAAGAGUGGAGAAAUACUAUAACUUGCGACAUAAGUAAGAUUGACCUACAAACUGCUGUUAAGUAUUCCCUGAUAUUAGACAAAUACUUGGGUCAAGGUACGCAUUCAGAGGCUUCAGUUAUUUUGCAGACCUUGAUUGAUGACUCCAGGGCUUCUGAGCAUCCUGCAGAACAUGAUCUAAAGGUUAUAGUAAGAUAG